AUGACCUAUAUGCAGUCAGACUCCACUGCAAAUGCCACCUUUGUUCGCCCUGGAAUUUUUUUGAUCAACGGCUUUUCUAAUAUCCCACAUGCAAAGUACUACUAUGUGUUCUUGUGUGUUGUGUAUGCUGUGACUGUUUUUGGGAAUUCUUUCAUCAUGUGUACCAUUUAUUUGGCCCGUAGUCUCCACACAGCUAAAUACAUUUGUGUCUUCAACUUGGCCCUUUCUGAUCUAUGUGGGAGCUCGGCUUUAAUUCCAAAACUCAUAGACAUGUUUUUGUUUGAGCACCAAGAAAUUUCAUAUGAAGCCUGCUUGGCAAAUAUGUUUUUUGUAUUUCAUUUCAUGAACCUGCAGUCUUUAACACUCCUUGCCUUGUCUUACGACAGACUGAUCGCUAUUUGUUUCCCUCUAAGGUAUCAUGCAAUUGUAACCAACACAACCAUGUUUUUGAUCACAGGGGUUAUGUGGAUUUUUUCUGUGUCUAUUAUUGCUGUACUUGUGGGUUUGGUCAAUAGACUCUCUUUUUGUCGAUCUAAUGUGGUCAAUAGUUAUUUCUGUGAUCACGGCCCUAUCUUUAGAUUAGCUUGUAAUGAUAAUUCCAUAAAUAAUAUCAUGACACAAAUUUGCUUUGGUCUCUUGAUUUGCAUGCCACUGUUACUGAUAAUCAUAUCAUAUUUCUCCAUUGCAGUGGCUUUGCUUAAGAUUGCCCAUGGUGGUGACCGGAUGAAAGCCAUGAAAACCUGUAUUUCCCAUCUCAUGUUGGUGGCAGUUUUUUAUCUCCCAAUUUUAGGUGUUAAUAUUGCAGCUUUAAUGACAUCUCUCCAUCCAAAUGCACGGAUAAUUAACAAUUCCCUGUCGCAGACAAUACCACCUAUGCUGAAUCCAAUCAUAUACACUUUAAAGACAGAGGAAGUCAAGCAAUCCAUAAAAGAACUGUACAAACGAAGCAAGGUGAACAGUACUACUGAAAGAAAUAUGAAAUGCAGAAGAAGAAAGUUAAAUCUCACACCUUCUGAUCAUUGUGUGAAUAAGAAAAAACAGGUGGUGCAUUUUGUCCCUCUCAAUAUUGCUGUUAGUUGA
Molecule: messenger RNA, 1080 nt
Organism: Myxocyprinus asiaticus (Chinese sucker)
Lineage: Eukaryota; Metazoa; Chordata; Actinopteri; Cypriniformes; Catostomidae
Product: olfactory receptor 1M1-like
Exons: 1
Coding region: 1-1080 (359 amino acids)
Biological process (GO): G protein-coupled receptor signaling pathway
Cellular component (GO): membrane
Molecular function (GO): G protein-coupled receptor activity; olfactory receptor activity
Source: RefSeq, a predicted model, not a curated record